This is a messenger RNA of Chironomus riparius, 646 nucleotides long. The record is from the annotation of a GenBank genome assembly. Lineage: Eukaryota; Metazoa; Arthropoda; Insecta; Diptera; Chironomidae.
AGAAGCUCUUGUUGUAUUUCUUGUUAUCAAAACAAACUUUCUAAUAUUUUUUUUAUUUAAUUUUAAUUAUUUUAAUUAUGGAGCAAAAGUUCGCGUUGGCCACAAAAGUCUUUAACACAACACUGAAGCUGAAGAUUGAGAAUUUUACUGAGUACGAUGAAUGUAACAUAACGGAACUGACAUCGCAAACUGUUAAGUUUGAUGGAUUAGACAUAGAAUGGCAUUUUAAAGUCCUGAUGCGUGCUGAAAAGAUCUUGAUGUUCUCCAGAGAUGAUAAAUAUGUUGGAUUCCAGCUUGUCAUUGAGGAUAAGAAGCCACAAACAUCCAAAACUAUUCACAGUAAAAAGUUAUUUAAAGCUGAAGUCAAACUUGAACAUUCCGAGCACAAACAGACUCCAAGUCCAGUUAAUAAUCAUCAUAGUCAUCAUCAUAUAAAGCUGAAGCAUUUGACACUUAAUGAUGAGCCAGACACAAAACUUUUUGAUUACCAGGAAAUCACGGAUGGAAGUAAAAUUGUUCAUGAUGAUGGAUUUUGCUUUAAUGCACCAUCGUACUUAGAUGGCAAUGCCUUAGUUAUUAUUGUUAAUGUUUGGAUGAAGACUGCUGAGGUUGUUGAUUCUGCUAAGAAGCUAUAAGAGGGAAUUCA